Molecule: messenger RNA, 1992 nt
Organism: Saxophila tyrrhenica
Lineage: Eukaryota; Fungi; Ascomycota; Dothideomycetes; Mycosphaerellales; Extremaceae
Exons: 2
Coding region: 1-1992 (663 amino acids)
Molecular function (GO): protein binding
Source: RefSeq, a predicted model, not a curated record
AUGUUCUUCAAUCGCAAGUCCAAAAAGACGCCCUCCACCGCCAACACCCCGCCGCCCGCCGAACCUUCAUCACCCAAGCGUACACCGACCGCCGACAAGGACAAGGCUGCAAAGGGCAGCAAAGGCUACUUCACCCGCGAGAAAGAGGCCGCCUCGAAGCGACCUUCGCUUUCGUCUUCGACUUCACAUCAUCGAAGCAGCAGGACUUCGCGCCGCAGAUCCUCCGAAUCCACCACACAUCCGCUGAAUUUGCCGCCCGAGGAGAUAAGACGGCUGAGCGCGCUGUCCGCUAUGAGCAACAGCAGCAGCAGCGGGAGCGCGGGGAGGGAGAAUGGGGAUGCGAUGGAGACGACGCCUGUGCCCGAGGAGGUGCCGGGUGGGUUUCCUAGUGGGGAGACGAAUGGGGUGAAUGGGGAGAAGGAGGAGAGUGCUGGGGAGGAGGGGCCGGUUCCGCCGCCGCAUGGGGAGAACACACCGCCAAAAGCUGAACCGGUAGACGCGGAAGCGUGCAAGGCGCAGGGGAAUAAGCUGUAUAAGGCUAAGAAAUAUGCGGAGGCUAUUGGGGAGUAUUCGAAAGCUGUCGAGGCGGACCCCAAGAGCUCGACAUAUCUCUCCAACCGAGCAGCGGCGUACAUGGCGGCGAAUCGAUUCCAGGAGGCAUUAGAGGACUGCAGGAAAGCGGAAGAGCUGGAGCCGGAGAGUGCGAAGAUUCUGCAUCGGUUGGCGAAGGUGUAUACCGCGCUGGGACGGCCACAGGAUGCACUGGAUGUUUAUGAUCGGAUACAGCCGCCUGCUACGGCAAAGGACAGGGCGCCGGCACAGAACAUGCAACAGCACAUCUCACAAGCUCAGGAGACGCUGAGCUCGAGCAACUCUGGUUCGAUGGCGAUACAUGGGAUCGAGCUGGCGGAGAAGGGGUUGGGGUAUGGAGUACAACCGCCUCGGAAAUGGCGGCUGAUGCGAGGGGAGGCGUACUUGAAGAUGGGCACGGUGAACAGCUUGGGUGACGCACAGAACGUGGCCAUGUCGUUACUACGCUCCAACAACUCCGAUCCGGAAGCGCUGGUCCUGCGAGGCCGCGCACUCUACGCACAAGGUGAGAAUCAGAAAGCCAUCCAGCACUUCCAAAAAGCCUCCGAAUGCGACCCCGAUCUCAAAGACGCUGGCAAAUAUCUCAAGAUCGUCAAGAAGCUCGACCGCAUGAAGGAAGAAGGCAACACCCACUUCAAAUACGGCCGCUACCCGCAAGCUCUCGACAUCUACACCUCUGCCCUCGAAGUCGACCCUCUAAACAAAGGCACCAACUCCAAGAUCCUCAACAACCGCGCCAUGUGCUACUCCAAGCUCAAAAAGUGGAAAGAAGCCAUCGCCGACUGCGACCGCGCCAUCCAACUUGACCCCUCCUACACCAAAGCCCGCAAGACCCGCGCCAAAGCCCUCGGCGAGGGAGGCGACUGGGACGAAGCCGUGCGCGCGUACAAGAACAUCCAGGAGCAGUCCCCCGAGGAGCCCGGCAUCGCCAAGGACAUCCGGCACGCGGAGAUGGAGCUCAAGAAGAGCAAGCGCAAGGACUACUACAAGAUUUUGGGAGUGGACAAGGACGCAGGGGACCACGAGAUUAAGCGCGCGUACCGCAAGUUGGCCGUCGUGCACCAUCCGGACAAGAACCCGAAUGACCCGGACGCGGAGGGGCGGUUCAAGGAUAUCCAGGAGGCGCACGAGACGUUGAGUGAUGCGCAGAAGAGGGAGCGGUAUGAUAGUGGGGUGGACUUGAUGGAGCCGGGCGAGGGGAUGGGUGGGUUUGGAGGUGGCGGAGGAUUUGGCGGUGGCGGAAUGGGUGGAAUGGGGGGCGGGGUGCAGAUUGAUCCCGAGAUGCUUUUUAAUAUGAUGAAUGGGGGUGGGGGUGGUGGCGGAGGGGGUUUCAGGUUUGCGCAGGGGGGAAGUCCGUUUGGGGGUGGUGGGAGGGGGCAGGGAUUUUCGCCUUUUGGGUGA